AUGCCCGGCCGACCGACCGCAACCUCGCCCCACCCAGAAAUGGAGGGAAUUGCAGUCAUCGGAAUCGGGUGUCGCUUUUCUGGGGGUGCAACUUCUCCUGAGGAUUUCUGGCAGAUGCUAUGUGAGGGACGUACUGGACACGGAAAGAUUCCUCCAAGCCGAUAUGAAGCUUCUGCCUGGCAUCAUCCUAGUCAUGAUCGCAAAGGCGCGGAUGAUAAGAUCAACCAUGACAGUGGAUUCUUCUUGGAAGAAGAUCCUUCCCGCUUUGAUGCACCAUUUUUCUCUAUUACUGCAAAGGAGGCAGCAGGAAUGGACCCAGCACAGCGUUUGCUGCUAGAGGUUGCAUAUGAAACGUUUGAAAAUGGUGGUAUUCCAAUCGACUCACUUCCAGGUAGUAACACAGCCGUGUACUCCGGGUCGAUGACCAAUGAUUAUGAGCUAUUAUCGACCAGAGAUAUCUAUGAUAUGCCUCAUAACUCAGCAACUGGAAAUGGAAGGACCAUGCUAGCAAAUCGUUUGUCAUGGUUCUUCGAUCUCCAGGGCCCCAGUAUCAUGAUGGACACUGCGUGUUCCUCAAGUUUGACUGCAGUGCAUCUUGCAGCUCAAUCCCUGCGUUCUGGCGAGUGCGGAAUGGCACUUGUCACUGGAGCCAGCUUAAUCUUGCACCCUAAUUUCACACAAAGGCUGUCCUACAUGCAUAUGAUGAGUGCAGAUGGAACAAGUCACUCAUUUGAUGAGUCGGCAAAUGGGUACGGCCGAGGAGAAGGCAUUGGUGCAGUCCUUCUAAAGCCUCUCAGCGCUGCUUUGGCCGAUGGAGACAAUAUUCGAGCCGUUAUCCGCGGCACGGGCAUCAACCAGGAUGGUCGCACUCCUGGAAUCACCUUGCCAAGUCCCACAUCACAAGCAAACUUGAUUCGCUCGACAUAUGAGCGACACGGAAUUUCAAUGAGAGACACUGCAUACUUCGAAGCACAUGGAACUGGAACGCCAGUCGGAGAUCCUAUAGAGCUGUCUGCCGUUGGAAUGACCUUAGGUGAGGCACGUCUAGCCACCGAUGAGCCGAUAUAUGUAGGCUCCGUGAAAACAAACCUCGGUCAUACCGAAGGAGCUGCAGGUGUGGCUAGUUUGAUCAAGGUCAUUCUCUGUCUGGAAAAGGCCACAUUAGUACCAAAUGCUGGCUUUAAGAAUAUUAACCCCAAGAUUCGCCUGGACGAUUGGCGGUUGCGCUUGAGCAACAAAACGAUACCCUGGCCAGAUCAUCUGCCACAACGAGCCAGCAUCAACUCAUUUGGAUUUGGUGGAUCCAAUGCUCAUAUAAUCAUUGAGAGCACCAAAGAAGCCUUGAGAGGAAACGAUGAAGAUAGGGAACCUCCUUCGCGUGUUGUGGUCUUUUCUACCUUUGACCAAGCUGGUAUUGAACGACUGGGUCAAAGUUGGAGUACCUUCCUUCAACGUCAGCGAAAAGCAGAGAAAGAAAUCUCGAUCAAAGAUCUUGCCCAUACGAUGCUGAAUCGCCGGUCUCAAUUGGGAUUCCGCAGCUUCGCAGUUGCCAAUACGGGCGAUCAACUUGGGGAGAUCCUGGAGAAGGGACUGCCUAAGUUUGCUCGAGCUAGUCGCCAAGUCCACACACGGAUCGCCUUUGUUUUCACUGGUCAGGGUGGACAGUGGGCCGGUAUGGGCAGGGAACUUCUGAGGAUGGCAGUUUUCAGAGAAAGCAUGGCGCAUUCGCAACAGAUCCUCUCUGCCAUGGGAUGUGCCUUUGAUAUUGUUGAGGAAAUCCGUCUUGACGCAAAGGAAAGCAAUAUUAAUCGACCUGAUCGCAGCCAACCUAUAACGUGUGCCUUGCAAAUCGCUUUGGUUGAUCUUUUGGCUAGCUGGUCUGUCCAUCCUAAUGCGGUCGUUGGUCAUUCCAGUGGUGAAAUUGCUGCCGCCUAUGCUGCUGGGUAUCUUUCUCAUGCAGAUGCUUUGCGAGUGGCAUGGUUCCGCGGUUUCUUCUCGCAGCAGAUUGCGGAGAGUGACAAGCGUGGAGGUAUGCUCGCUACUGGAAUCUCGGCGGAGGAUGCAAAGAAGUAUCUUGAUGAGCUUCCACCGAGAUCGGUCGUUGUGGCUUGCGUUAAUAGUCCGUCGAGUACAACACUUUCAGGUGACGUAGAUCUGAUUGAUCAGCUCGAAAUUAGGCUACAGAAAGACGGCCACUUCGCUCGAAAGCUCCGCAUUGAUACCGCCUAUCACUCCCCUCAUAUGGAAGAGCUAGUCGAGGUGGUCGGAAACGCCAUAGAGUGCAUCAAUCCGGAAGAUCGCCAUCACGAUUCGAUUCCUAUGCUUUCAUCUGUCACAAAAGAGCGUGUUUACUCUGCCGAGCUUGGUGGAUCUUACUGGGUACGAAAUAUGGUCAGCUCAGUUGAGUUUACCGCCGCAAUGUCGCAACUCGCAACUCUAAGUGAAUCUACCAAGGCUCGUCGUCGACCUGUUCCUAUUAAAUGGACAUCGCUCGUUGAGAUUGGCCCUCACGCAGUGCUGAAAGGACCAGUCACUCAGAUAUUGAAAGCUGUCAACACUAGCAUGGCAACUCUGCCGUAUCACUCCUUGGUGGCGCGUAACCAACACGCUUUGAAAACCGCGCUUGAAACUGCAGGGUCUCUUUGGAGUACGGGACAUGGUGUUGACCUUGCAGCGGUCAAUAGUAGUGUCGAUGGCACGACUCCAUCGGUGGUUUCUGAUCUGCCUUCUUAUCCCUGGAAUCACCAAACAUCAUUUUGGCAUGAGCCGCUGGAGACAGCUCAGCUCAGACAGCGCAAGCAUCCACGCCAUGACAUUCUGGGUUCUCCUCUAGACUACCAAAAUGCCUUGGAACCUCGGUGGAGAAAUUUCCUCCGUCUGCCAGAAAAUCCUUGGAUGGCUGAUCAUGUUGUGGCUGGAUCAAUCGUUUUCCCAGCUGCGGGUAUGCUUGUGAUGGCUAUUGAGGCGGCCCGGCAGCUCGCCGGUGAUCAGGACAAGGUGAAAGGAAUUGAGUUCCAGGAUGUUCGAUUUAUGCGUGGAGUUGUAAUUCCCGAGGAGGACCGGGGCCUGGAAACAGUUCUUCAGGUCUCCCCACAUCCCGGGAUCCCCGGAUGGUAUCAGUUUGGUAUCUUCUCUCUUCCUUCCGGGGGAUCCUGGAUUCAGCACGCAAAGGGUGCAUUCACCAUGCAGUAUGAGAACCGAGAAGAUGACGAGCUUACCGCGAACUGGGACGCAGCCGUGGACCGUAUCAAAAAUACUCAGUCAACUGCACAAAAGGCUGAUAUUGGGGAGACAUAUCAAUGGCUGUCUCAUACGGGAGGACUGACAGUUGGACCAGCUUUCAAAACCAUCACAGAUGUAUCUUUCUGUGAAUCAGAGCCCCGUUUAUGGCUUUCUGGUGUUGUCACAGACACGAAGCAAGCAAUGCCUCACGAAAUUGAGACGCCCAGUUUUAUUCACCCCACAACUCUUGAUUGUCUCUUCCAGUCUGCCCUUCUGUCUUGUUCCGAGGCUCUGUCAAGCAAAAACGCCAACAUCCCCGUUGGUGUGGACCAUAUCUAUAUUGCCGAUGCCUUCCAGCCAAAAUCUGGUGAUCAAUUUGCUGUUCACACUGAAAGUCAGUGGCGAGAUGGCAAGUCCCUAUCGAGAUGUAUUGCGUCGGAUCCCUCCUGGACAAGGCCCUGGAUCACAUUCGAAGGUGUUCACUUGGGACGCCUUCCAUUCAAUCCCAAUUCGCAAAAGAAGGAGGAAACAACUUCUGAUAGCAGAUACUCCUCUAUUAUUUGGGACGAACACUUGGAGUCCUCAAUUGUUACUGGCCAGAACCCCUCUGACGGCAGCAAAGGCGCGGUUGUUGAAACUAGCGACUUGCAGCUGGGAGACUGGAUCAAGCGUAUUUGUCAUACAAAUGGAGAUGCUCAGGCUUUGAUAGCCACCUCAAACACAAAUUACUCCUGGGUUGAAGACCUAGAGAUGGCACCUGGUGCCGGAAAGCGACCAUGUUUAGGAAAGCUCACCGUCGCUUUGUGUAGUUCCAAGGACGAAGAGAAGAGUGAUUCCCAGAAGAACCUCGUGGGAACCCAAAUCGUGACCCUGAAUGCACUUGGUGAACUUCCGUCUUCUUCUCUUGCAGAGCAGUUGUUUGACCUUGUCGUCAUUGACGAUGUCAGUUUAUGGGAUGGUAAAUCACCACAAGCAAUUGUUUCGCUUCUUCCCACCAUUCUUGGGCCUGGUGGCUUCGCGGCAAUGCGCAUCUCGGAUGAAAAUAUCGCAUCUGCAGUAGAUACCUUGCAGAAAUUCAAUGGUCUUGACAUUCACAGCAUGACCGAGGAUCGCAACUUUAUCAUUACUCGCAAGAAGCCGGUCCAAUGGACCACAGAUUCCGAGAUCUAUAUUUUGAGUCCAACAGACAAGUCCAACUCGUUCCCUGUCUUCGACCACCUUGAGAAGAUCUUUGCCACCCAUAACGUUCACCUGGUCUCAGUUGGAUUAGACCAGGUAUCAGCACUGGAAAACAAGACUGUGAUCUCAUUGCUCGAUUUGGCGGGUCCUUGGGUAUCUGAAUGGACAGCUGAUGAUCUCAAACAUCUUCAACAGUUAGUCCGUGCAAAAUACGUUCUUUGGAUCUCCCCAUUCUGGGCCCAAGGAGGUGUCGAAAACGUCGGAUCAGGUGCCACCGGGGGUCUUCUGCGUACUCUUCGUAACGAGCAUUGGAAUACUAGUAUCCCACAGUUGCUCGUCGAUGCCGAAGACUUACAGGAUCAAUUUGGACUAGCCUGUGGGAUUCUGCAGGUUAUGCAGCUCACGACACAGGAAGGUUCCCGCCGUCAUGACCUGGAGUACCGUCUGUCGAAUGGCCGUCUUUUGAUUCCUCGUGUCCUCGAAACCCCUGCAGUCGAUGAGGCUAUGCAAACACUGGUCAAUGGUCCCAAGCCGGUUUUAGCAGAUCUCACGCAAGACCCGAGACCCCUUGCGCUGAACAUCGAGGACACUAACCGUGCUCACUGGGUAGAGGAGAAACUUUGCGAAGGAGAACUCCCACCAGACCAUGUCGAGCUCAAGGUGGAGAUGGCCUCGGUCUUUGACCUCAACGGAGAGCUAGGCAAGAGCCCCGAAACUGUCCUCCCAAUGACUGAAGUCUCCGGAAAGAUCACCCGGAUUGGAUCAGAAGUGAACGAUCUCAACAUUGGUGACAAGGUUUUGACGCUAUUCUCUGCAAAGUCGGGACUUUCUACCUCUCUUCGCGUGCCGGAGAGUGACACUAUCAGGAUACCGGCAAACACGAGUCCUGCACAGGCAAUCUCAACUCCUCUUGCGUAUCUCAAUGCCUAUCAGAUCCUCACCGAAGUCGGUCGCCUGCGCGCGAAUUCAUCUGUUCUCUUGGUUGGAUCAAUCAGCCAGACUCUUCGAGCUAUGAUUGAUUAUGCUCUCGCAAUGGACAUGCAUGUUAUCGUGGCUACUGAUUCUCAGGAUACUUCUGAUCUUCUCUCCACACGCUACCCAGAUCUACACGAUCGUAUCCUUGGUAUCCACGGCAGUCUGGAAGCAAGUGUAUCGAGAUUAACCAAUGGAAGUGGAGUUGACACCGCCAUUGGUUUCCUGGGUGGAUAUUCGGGUCGCGUUGCGGCUAGAUGCUUGGUUCAAGGCGGCCAGUACAUCAACUUGUCCAGCGAUAUGAAGUUGAGUGCUUUGCCUGAGAGCUUCAUUGACAGUGGUUGCACUUUCUCUUCCCCAAAACUGCAAAGAACAUUCUCGGAAAAGCCUGGUAGCCUCCAUGCCUCGGUUCGUCAUGUCAUUGACUUCAUGAAAAAGCACAGAAUGCUGGAGCGCGUGGAACCCUAUGCUACAUUCCCUGUCGCCGAGGUACAGGCAGCUCUGAGGUAUUGCAAGGAGACUGAUACCCGAGCUAUAGUGAACCUUCAGGCUCCGGGUCAAGUUCCAAUCGUGCUUCCGCUCCCAGAGCUUGCUACUUUGCCUGUAGAUCAGACUUACAUCCUAGCCGGUGGACUAGGAAACCUUGGCCUUGCGCUUGCUGAAACUUUGGUACAGUCUGGAGCCCGCCAUUUGGUUUUCCUGGGCCGAUCGGGCGGUGUUCAGCAUGAUCAGAAGCUCACGCUUGAUUUGCUCCGUGACCGCGGAUGCAUCAUUGACGUCGUACGCUGUGAUAUCUCUCGCCAGGGAGAUAUUGAUCAUCUUGAAUCCAAGAUUCGAAACAAGAAGUGGACGGUCGGAGGUGUAAUUCAAUGCACGACGGUUCUUAAGGACACAAUGUUUGAGAAGAUGUCGUUUGAUGAUUGGACCCAAUCAACCGAGUCCAAAAUUCGUGGGACAUUGAACUUGCACCACCUUUUCUCCAAGCAAGAAAGCUUGAACUUUUUCGUGGCUCUAUCCUCCGUGGCGAGUAUCAUUGGAAACAUGGGUCAAGCUAAUUACUCUGCUGGAAACGGUUUCAUUGAUGCGCUCAUGGAAUGGCGUCGAGGCAAUGGCUUGCCCGGUCACUCCAUCAACAUUGGUCUUGUCCCCGAUGCCAGUGGACUGAGUGAUAUCAACGAAGAUCAAGAGCAGCGCCGACGCCGCUACAAGCAUCUUGAAGGUACAGAGAUCAUGACCCAUGAGCUUCAGACCUUGCUGCGCGUGAUCAUCAACAGCAAGCUUUCUUUGCCUUCCCAGAUUGUAGCUGGUAUGACCGACUCCCUGUCACGCAAGAAUGCGCCCUCUGCAUGGCUUUUCGACCGCAAGUUUGAUCACCGACUGGCUCUUGCUGUUGAACAAACCGAGACCACAGAAAUCCUCACUAGUACUUUGCUGAAGGAGUCUGGCUCUGUUGAUGCAGCAACCCAGAUUGUUGUCGACGCUCUUUCCGAGUAUCUGGCCCAUGCGAUGGCUACAACAGCUGAUUCUAUCGAUCCGGAUCUACCAUUGUCUGCCUUGGGUGUGGAUUCCCUCAAAGCCACAGAUGUACAGAAUUGGGUUUCGCGCGAACUCGGGGCCGAAUUGACCUCUUUCGAGUUCCUCGGAUCCCAACCGACCAAAGCAUUGGCGAGGAAGAUUGCCUCAGCCAGCACCUUCGUCUCGGAAUCGAGCUGA
This is a messenger RNA of Penicillium nucicola, 7086 nucleotides long. Its product is annotated as type I polyketide synthase. Gene Ontology annotation, biological process: fatty acid biosynthetic process; secondary metabolite biosynthetic process. The coding region runs from base 1 to 7086 and encodes 2361 amino acids. The record is from RefSeq and is a predicted model, not a curated record. Lineage: Eukaryota; Fungi; Ascomycota; Eurotiomycetes; Eurotiales; Aspergillaceae. Gene Ontology annotation, molecular function: oxidoreductase activity; fatty acid synthase activity; 3-oxoacyl-[acyl-carrier-protein] synthase activity. The transcript is spliced from 8 exons.